This is a messenger RNA of Halichondria panicea, 691 nucleotides long. RefSeq lists its product as uncharacterized. NCBI's taxonomy places the organism in Eukaryota, Metazoa, Porifera, Demospongiae, Suberitida, Halichondriidae. The record is from RefSeq and is a predicted model, not a curated record. Bases 59 to 499 code for a protein of 146 amino acids. The transcript has a single exon.
UGUGAGCAAGAAGGGAAACAGAAAUCCCUUCAUAUUUCAGAGUACCUCUUGAUCGAGAAUGAAGCUGGUUCUCAUACUCACGUUGUUUGCCCUCACAGCCAGUGUGGCUUACACAGCCCCACAAGAGGAAGCGAACGAUGAAGAAGAUGGUGAUGCUGAAGUGGAAGCCAUGCUUGAGAAACUACUGGGACAAGAAAUGGCCGAAGAACAAGAUCAGAAUGGAGACGAUGACAGUGACGAUGACAACGACGGUCAAAUUCAGGCACUCCUCUCUCAAAUGCAAGACGGUGACGAUGAAGAAAAAGCAGUGGCUGUUUUACAAGAGCUGUUUGCCGACAAACAAGACCCUACAACUGCCAAGAUGCAAUGGAGGAGGUGGAGGAGGAGGUUCAGAGUGAGAAGAAUUUUUAGGAAGGUUGGCAGGUUCGUAAAGAAACACGCUCCAAAGCUUUUAAAUGCUGGAAAGAAGAUACUGCUUGGAGGAUGCGGCAAAAAAUGAGACUCGUGUACAACAAAACUCAAGUAUGGAGUUAAGACUCAAUUAGAUUUAGUAAAAACUGAUAGUUGUAGUGUUAAGACUCAAUUAUAGAUUUAGUAUAGAACUGAUACAUGUAGUUGCUAUUAUAUUUGUGUCUUUAGUUAGCUAUAGUUCACACAUAAAGUAUGCAAAUGAAGAGAAUUUAUUGAAGUA